AUGGAGGUUACUAGGAUUUGCUUCCUUCAAGCUUUCUUCUUCUUCUUCCUGGUCGCAUCAAGUCAAGCUUCCUCCACAAGCAUCUUUCGAGAAUACAUAGGUGCAGAGUUCAACAAUGUCAAAUUCUCCGAUGUCCCUGUCAACCCAAAUGUCGAAUUUCACUUCAUUCUCUCUUUCGCUAUUGACUAUGACACCUCUUCUUCUCCAUCCCCCACCAAUGGAAAAUUCAAUGUUUUCUGGGACUCUCAGAAUCUUAGUCCCUCUCAAGUUUCUUCCAUCAAAACCCAAAAUUCCAAUGUCAAGGUGGCUUUGAGUCUAGGAGGAGACAGCGUGGCAGGUGGUUCUGCAUACUUCGACCCAUCUUCCAUUGACUCAUGGGUUUCCAACGCAGUUUCAUCGCUCACAAGCAUAAUCAAACAGUACAACCUGGAUGGAAUCGACAUCGACUAUGAACACUUCAAAUCUGAUCCAAACACCUUCUCUGAGUGCAUCGGACGCCUAAUCAAAACCCUAAAAAACAAUGGCGUCCUCAAGUUCGCUUCCAUCGCUCCAUUCGACGACCCACAAGUUCAGAGCCAUUACAAGGCAUUAUGGAACAAGUAUGGGGACAUCAUAGACUACGUCAACUUUCAAUUCUAUGCGUACGACAAAGGCACGAGUGUGUCUCAGUUCAUUGAUUACUUCAACACACAGAGCAACAAUUAUGAAGGAGGGAAGGUGUUAGUGAGCUUUAUAAGCGAUGGAAGCGGAGGGUUGAGUCCAGAUGGUGGAUUUUUCACUGCGUGUCAUAGGCUUAAGAGCGAAAACAAGCUUCAUGGGAUUUUUGUUUGGUCUGCUGAUGAUUCCAUGGCCAAUGGUUUCCGUUAUGAGAAGCAAUCACAGGCCCUUUUAGCUCCUUCUUCAAACUAA
Molecule: messenger RNA, 909 nt
Organism: Prosopis cineraria
Lineage: Eukaryota; Viridiplantae; Streptophyta; Magnoliopsida; Fabales; Fabaceae
Product: chitinase 2-like
Exons: 2
Coding region: 1-909 (302 amino acids)
Biological process (GO): carbohydrate metabolic process
Molecular function (GO): hydrolase activity, hydrolyzing O-glycosyl compounds
Source: RefSeq, a predicted model, not a curated record